AACUCCCCGGCUCCAGCCCGUCUCCUUCGCGACACUCCACCCGCGCGCAAACGCUAGGUGCCCGGAGGCGCUGCCUGCAGCACAAAAGGGGAUUCAGAGGCACAGCCAUGUCAUUCAUUGUAGCCGAAACGCGAAGCAAGAGCGGAGAGAUGCUAUCCGUACAUGAUAAAGAGUCCACAGUGGGUCAAGGGCACCGAACGGGACGGAAGGGGAACGACAGCGCGGCCGACGAGAUCCCAGGAAGCAGCAAUACGAUUGACAGUGUUGGGCUCAAACGUGGCAAGCAACGGCAUCCCUCGGCUCCGCAAAACUUGGCGGCGUAGAGGGUAUGUUAUCUGCUUGGACGAUCUGACCAUCUUGCGAUUGCUUCUGCUUGAUAUCGUCGUCUUGCUCCUGCUGGUCACCAGCAAAGCGCGUGCCGGCGCACAGUGCAUCGUAAAGGCUCGCAUCGUUGCGCACAGUGAGGUCCAAGUCGAUGUCGAGGUUGACGUUAAGGCCAAGGUCAAGGUCAAAUGCGCCACCAAAGCUAACCCCGCCGUCGUGGCCGCAUUGCUGCUGUUCCUUCCUGUCGUGAUACUGCUCCUGCCGAGAUUGAGCCAUGUCUUCUAGCAUGCCGUCCAGGUCGAAUGUCUGUGCAAAUUCGUCAUCAAAGUAUGCCGGGGUGCUUGCACUGGCAGAAUCGAUGCUGUUAUCUCCG
Tilletiaria anomala UBC 951 is the source of this 697-nucleotide messenger RNA. RefSeq lists its product as uncharacterized. Bases 163 to 609 code for a protein of 148 amino acids. The transcript has a single exon. The record is from RefSeq and is a predicted model, not a curated record. Lineage: Eukaryota; Fungi; Basidiomycota; Exobasidiomycetes; Georgefischeriales; Tilletiariaceae.